Cylas formicarius (sweet potato weevil) is the source of this 1696-nucleotide messenger RNA. Its product is annotated as myrosinase 1-like. The record is from RefSeq and is a predicted model, not a curated record. Gene Ontology annotation, biological process: carbohydrate metabolic process. The coding region runs from base 69 to 1544 and encodes 491 amino acids. The transcript is spliced from 9 exons. Lineage: Eukaryota; Metazoa; Arthropoda; Insecta; Coleoptera; Brentidae. Gene Ontology annotation, molecular function: beta-glucosidase activity.
CUAAUUUUAGCGCACACUUUUCGUCGGGCAAUUGAAUAAGUUGGAGCACUUUUCGCCUACAAGGAACAAUGAAGAUUGAGUAUCUACUAACGGUAGCAUCGAUUUGCCUUCAAUUUAGAACGGGCUUUGGACUAUCGAACUACACCUUCCCCUCUGGUUUUAAAUUUGGAGCAGCUACGGCAGCCUACCCGGUCGAAGGUGCUUGGAAUGUAGAUGGAAAAGGGCCCAGCUUAUGGGACAAUAUCACUCACGCUUUCCCAAGUGUCAUUGCGGAUGGAAAGGUUGGGGAUGUCGCAAUCGACGCUUACCACAGAUACACUGAAGAUAUCCCAUUGUUUGCGGAUAUUGGGCUAAAUUUCUACAAGUUUAGCAUUUCGUGGCCAAGGAUUCUUCCCAAAGGGACAAUCGACAGCAUCAAUCAGAAAGGAAUAGACUAUUAUAAUAAUCUGAUUAACCUGAUCAUAAGCAAAGGCUUGGAACCACAAGCGGUGGCAUUCAACUUUGAUAUACCGUGGGAACUGGAAAAAGUGGGUGGAUUUACCAACGCUUCGACCGUCCAACAUUUCGUUAACUAUACCGAUUUGCUCUUUAAAACUUUCGGAGACCGUGUGAAAUUCUGGAUUACUGUAAAUGAGGGUCAUGCAUUUUGUAAACUCAUAGUGGACGACAUUCUAGCCCGAGUUAUUACACAAAAUCUUGGCUUCAAGGAAUACCAAUGCGCACACAAUGUAAUUAAGGCUCACGCCGCGGCGUAUCGCAAUUACGAGAAAAACUACAAGCCUACGCAAAAAGGUAAGGUUGGUAUGUCGUACAGUAUAUAUUGGUACCUACCAGCAACCAAUACUCAAGCUGACCAAAACGCCGCUGAUCGAGCUAGAGCAUUUGUGUUUGAGUGGUUCGCACAUCCGAUAAUCAAAGGAAACUACCCCCAAAUACUGAUCGACCAAGUUGGUAAUUUAAGUAAACAAGAAGGAAGAAAUGCGUCACGAUUGCCCCAGUUUACUGCCGCGGAAAUCUCGAAUAUUAAAGGAACUUACGAUUUUGUUGGGGUUAACGCCUUCAGGACAUUUUUCGCAACUGAUCGCAGCGGCCAAAACUUAUCUGCCAGUCUUCAGAAUGAUAUCAGAGUCACCGAAACUACCAAUUCCUCCCUCGAUACGUCUUCAGUUUAUAUUUCUUCACCAAAGACAUUUAAAGAUUCUAUAGUUUACGCCAGCAACUACUGUAACGGUUGCGAAAUUAUCCUAACGGAGCAUGGAUUUAAUACUCGAAAUGAGACCCUAAACGAUACAGCCCGUAUGACAUUUAUGCAGAAUUACAUGGACGAGGUGCUGAUCGCAAUUAAUGAAGAUAAGGUCAAUAUCACCGCCUAUACUAUGUGGUCUGCCAUAGAUUUCUUUUAUUUCAAUUUCGGUGAAACAGCAAAACUUGGACUAAUUCAUGUGGACUUUACGUCAAGCAAUCUCACAAGAACACCUAAACGGUCAUCACAGUACUAUAAGAAUAUCAUACAGACAAGAAGUUUAACGAAAUUUAACUUUUAAUGGCAAAGAGACAACAACAUCCCAAUUGCCACAGAGACAUUUUUGCCUACUUACUGUUUAAAAUUCAAAAUUUUGGACAUUUGAGGUUGACAGGUUCUGUAAAUAAUAUUUAUAUUUUAUAAAUAAGUCUAUCAAGCAAAUCAAAAUAAAAC